UGAGCGCACGCCACGCUCGAACGGAACCAGCCAAAAAUAACCAAAAUAUUUUUUCUAUGAAAAUUAUUCACGCCUAAAAAACCUGGAAUCUCAUUUGACAUUGACGUAUUUUUUUUUUCAAUAUAAAUUUUCCCGCCAUAACUCGUCUGACAUUUGAUUGCUUUUAUUCCAUUUAUUGUUUGUUAAAAUCUUUAUAGUAUUUUGAAAUAGUGCGUUGAACUUGAGUGCAGCGGCCGCGGUUUCAUAAGUGAUUAUACGAUGCUCGCAGUGAAAGUGGUGUGACGUAAGCGUUACAUUAGAACCGACAUAAUGCGUACCAUCGGGUUAGGGAAGUGCUACACUCUGAACAUAGCUAUAGUGCUGAUCGGGUUAGCGUCAGAGACGAAAUGCCAACAAGUCCACCCCGUUACAUUCAUAAGACCGGGACAAUACUAUCAGCACGGGCACCCGCCUUGGCAUCGAUUCACAUCACCUCGCAAAAGAUCACCUGAACCACAGGCCUAUUACAACGGACCCCACGAGCUAUCGUACAAUCAAAAUCCCUUCCAGAAUAAUGAGUUCUCGACAAACCAACAGACUCAAAGACAGGACAUCCAGGGACAUCAAAACUAUGCAAGUAGAUCAUCAGCUGACCUCAUCUAUACCGAGACGAGAGACGUUCCCAAUGACGGAAGACUGCUCUCAGAUUCAGCGUUCACCAGGAUAUCGGAAACUCUCGGAGCGAUCAACACCGUCGGCCACUACCUGGUGGACAUGGUCAACGAGAAUGAUAGAAACGAAUCCGAUCCCAACCUGAAGCAGCUUCCGAACGCUAUAUACACCAUCAGCAAGAAUGUCUUAGGUAGAAAUGUUACAGAUACAAUUGCUCCCAUAGUCAAGAAAGCGUUACCCAGAGUUUUGCCCGACGCACCGAUCACUAGAAUAGCUACAGCCGAUGUGAGCCAAAGUAAUUCCAAAUCCUGCACCACCCCCGAUGGAGAGCAGGGGGUCUGCGAGGAUUUAAGCAACUGCCCUCAAUUGCUUCUGAAUCUCAUAAGUCUCAGAGAAUCGUUAUGUUUCAAAGAUCUUUUUGUUCCUGGCGUGUGUUGUCCACGAAACGCUGUCGUGUCAUCGACGCCGGCUGUAGAGAAGCCAGUCCAGAGUACGACCAGCAAACCCACUUAUUUAGUACCUAUAACGACUCAGCGGCCGGUUCAAAAACCGACGACGACGAAAAAGCCUUCGGCCAUCUUGGUUCUGACCACCAAAAAGCCAAAGACAACCAGUCCUAGACCUACGAAGACGCCUACCACUGUUACCACACCGAGAGCACCGUCCACCACCAGCUUCUACACUGUGACACCACCGUUCCUAGGAAAUUAUUCCAACAUCGUCGACGUCAACGACUGUGGUCAGCGUGAAGACGAAGGAGGUCGCAUAGUCGGCGGUACGGAGUCCAAGCCCGGCGCGUGGCCCUGGAUGGCGGCCAUAUACCUGCACGGGAACAAGCGCAAGGAGUUCUGGUGCGGCGGGACGUUGGUUGGCAGCCGACACGUGCUCACCGCCGCGCACUGCACCAGGGACUCCAAACAGAGGCCGUUUCCUCCCCGUCAGUUCUCAGUGCGUCUGGGGGACGUGGACCUCUCCCGCACCGACGAGCCCUCGCGGCCGCUGACCGCUCGCGUCACGGCCGUGCGGGCACACGAGCAGUUCUCACGAGUCGGAUACUACAACGACAUCGCCGUGCUGGUGCUGGCUGAGAACGUCCCCAAAUCAAAAUACGUGAUACCGAUCUGUCUCCCCAAGGGUGAGGCGGGUCGCCAGCAGUUUGACGGCAUGGUAGGGACCGUGGUGGGCUGGGGCACCACCAGGUACGGCGGCGGAGAGAGCUCCACACAGCUGGAGGCGCGACUUCCGGUCUGGAGGAACGAAGACUGCGACCGGGCUUACUUCCAACCAAUCACGGACACUUUCCUUUGCGCCGGAUACCCCAGAGGAGGGGUCGAUGCCUGUCAGGGUGACUCAGGAGGCCCGCUCAUGCUGCAGAUCCAAGGUCGGUGGACACAGAUCGGGGUGGUGUCCUUCGGUAACAAGUGCGGGGAGCCGGGCUACCCCGGGGUAUACACCAGGGUUACUCACUACCUCGGCUGGCUGAAGAACAAUCUCACCUAA
Messenger RNA from Danaus plexippus (monarch butterfly), 2151 nucleotides. Its product is annotated as proclotting enzyme. Gene Ontology annotation, biological process: proteolysis. Gene Ontology annotation, molecular function: serine-type endopeptidase activity. Bases 310 to 2151 code for a protein of 613 amino acids. NCBI's taxonomy places the organism in Eukaryota, Metazoa, Arthropoda, Insecta, Lepidoptera, Nymphalidae. The transcript is spliced from 7 exons. The record is from RefSeq and is a predicted model, not a curated record.